AUGGAAAUCCUCAUGACAGUCUCCAAAAUCGCCUCCAUCUGUACCAUGGGCGCCAAUGCCUCAGCUUUGGAGAAAGAGAUUGGUCCGGAACAAUUUCCAGUCAAUGAGCACUAUUUUGGUUUGGUUAAUUUUGGGAAUACAUGCUACUGCAAUUCAGUUCUUCAGGCACUUUAUUUCUGUCGCCCAUUUCGAGACAAAGUCCUAGCAUACAAGAGUCAACCAAGAAAAAAAGAGAAUCUCCUUACGUGCUUAGCUGAUCUCUUCCACAGUAUAGCCACCCAGAAGAAAAAAGUUGGAGUAAUACCUCCCAAGAAAUUUAUAACAAGAUUACGAAAAGAAAAUGAACUUUUUGAUAACUACAUGCAGCAGGAUGCGCAUGAAUUCUUAAACUAUUUAUUAAAUACGAUUGCGGAUAUCUUGCAAGAGGAAAGAAAACAGGAGAAACAAAAUGGUCGCCUUCCUAACGGCAGCAUCGACAAUGAAAAUAACAGCCCUCCAGACCCAACCUGGGUUCAUGAAAUAUUUCAGGGAACCUUAACGAAUGAAACCAGAUGUCUUACAUGUGAAACUAUAAGCAGCAAAGAUGAAGACUUCUUAGACCUUUCAGUCGAUGUGGAGCAAAAUACUUCCAUCACUCAYUGUUUAAGGGGUUUCAGCAAUACAGAAACUCUGUGCAGUGAAUACAAAUAUUACUGUGAAGAGUGUCGCAGUAAGCAAGAAGCACAUAAAAGAAUGAAAGUAAAAAAGCUGCCUAUGAUUCUAGCACUCCACUUGAAGAGAUUUAAAUACAUGGAUCAGCUGCAUCGUUACACAAAGCUCUCUUAUAGAGUAGUUUUUCCUUUAGAGCUUCGUUUAUUUAACACCUCAGGAGACGCCACCAAUCCUGACAGAAUGUAUGACCUUGUUGCUGUGGUAGUUCAUUGUGGAAGUGGCCCUAAUAGAGGACAUUAUAUUGCAAUAGUGAAGAGUCAUGAUUUUUGGUUGCUUUUUGAUGAUGAUAUCGUAGAGAAAAUUGAUGCACAAGCUAUUGAAGAAUUCUACGGGUUGACAUCAGACAUCUCCAAGAACUCAGAGUCUGGUUACAUCCUCUUCUAUCAGUCCCGGGACUGAGGGGGAGCUGGAGCCAAGUGGUUUCUAUGCCUCGCUUCUUCUCUAACCAUCAUGGAACGGAGCAAGCGCUGAAGAAAGGAAUGCAGGAAGCUCCAGGGGCAGUAGCACAGUUUGCACACAAUUAAGCAAAGAAUUUGAGAUUUGUUUUUAAAACCUUCAUAUCAUUUGCAUUUUAUUUGCUCAGGUAUCAUGUUGACUACACAUCUCCACUGCAUCCCAUAAGCAAAAAGAGAUACCAGCCACUCUCGCAGGAGCUUUCAAUAGCUGAUCCUAUCUCUGUGGUCCUAAUUCAAACCCCAUUAACGUCACUGGAGGACUUUUCAUGGACUUCAGUGGAAUUUGAAUCAGAUUCUAACUGCACUGCCAGAUUAGUGCAAUAGGAGUAUUARAAAUCUGAUAUUUUAUACAGACUUCUUGUAUAAAAGGUAAAGGAUUCUUUGUGAACUUGGUUUCCUGUACUUAAGUCUGAAAGAAUGAGGUUGGGAGGGUUAGUAUGUAAGCAAGAAGUUWUAUUUGGGCCCAACACAGUUGCCUUCUUGAUGGUAGUAGUUUAUCUGAAAAUAUGAACUGGUGUCAGGGAGGCAAAGUAUGUUUUGCUUCUCUGAAGAAGCUUACGUUAUUUAUAAUAUAUGAUCGGGAACAAUCAGUCAAGAUUAUGGCUUUUAAUCUCCGUAUGGGGAAAGAUUUGGUUUGUAAUAGUUUAUUUCUAUUUAUAAAUUAUUGUAACUUCUUAGGAUCCUGUGUGUUGUCCUUUAUUCUAACAAGUAUUGGACUUUUUAUAUAUUGAUUUGAAUUAAAACUAAGUAUCUUCAAGAGUUUGAAACACAGCCAAUAUAAAUUCUAAAAACAAUACCUACUAUGUCUUUAAAAAUGAAUGACAUAGAAGAGAGAAUUCCUUCUGGAGCAACUGGUAUCUAAGUGUGCUAUUUUAUUUAAUUCAAUCAGAAUWUUUCUCUGUGCAUUAAAUGAUGGUGCAGUGGUGGUAAACUGGUCUUUAUAGUUCUUUAAUUAUUUGUUAAUCAUUCAUAUUCUUAAGUAAAUUAGAAUGACCUGGAUCAAAGUAAAGAGUUUACAGAAUAUUUUUCCCUCUCUUUAAAAUGGAUCCACUUCAGGCAGUGGCCGUGGUGACUAUCUUAAAAAACCUCAAGGCCUCAAAUGUGAAAUACGUCUGAGUAAUAAAAUAAUAAUAAUAAAAGCUUGGAUUUCAUGAACCUGAAUAUACCACAUUCCUUUAAAAGUGUUAACCAUACUUAGGUCCUGUAGGGUGAAUUUUUCUGAAACUAAMCAGUUUACCUUGCUUUAGGUUUAUGAAAGAGCAUUAAGAAUUAAAUCCUGAUCCAACAGCCGAUAUGUAAUAAAUGUGAAUUGCUGUCCUUGAACAUUCUUCCAGUUACCAGUAAUGUUUGUCUGACAGUAGCUGAAUGUAAUUUCUGGAGACUCACGGGAUACGCAUUCCAGGUUAUGGCAGUCAGGCGUUGGAUGUCCUGGUCACUCCUUUUCAGCUAGUCGUUUUUUCAUUAUGGUAGUUUUCUGAGGUUAUUUUAUUGAUGC
Messenger RNA from Nothoprocta perdicaria, 2661 nucleotides. It is a transcript of the gene USP12, whose product is annotated as ubiquitin specific peptidase 12. Gene Ontology annotation, cellular component: cytosol; nucleus. The coding region runs from base 1 to 1110 and encodes 369 amino acids. Gene Ontology annotation, biological process: protein deubiquitination. Lineage: Eukaryota; Metazoa; Chordata; Aves; Tinamiformes; Tinamidae. The transcript has 9 exons. Gene Ontology annotation, molecular function: cysteine-type deubiquitinase activity; cysteine-type endopeptidase activity. The record is from RefSeq and is a predicted model, not a curated record.